Ilex paraguariensis (yerba mate) is the source of this 501-nucleotide messenger RNA. NCBI's taxonomy places the organism in Eukaryota, Viridiplantae, Streptophyta, Magnoliopsida, Aquifoliales, Aquifoliaceae. The record is from the annotation of a GenBank genome assembly.
AUGCCAAAACGUUCCUCCUCAGAUUCUUCUUCUCGUCUUGGAUUUUCCUUUAAUGGAAGAAGAGAGGUUCAAGUAUUGCACCCAAGAGCAGAGGAAUUGCACAAUGAACAGGUUGCAAUUGAAGCUAAAAAACCAUCUUCCAGUAAGGGGUCACUAAAGAAAUCAGGAACCACUGCAACUAUUAUGAUGUAUACCUACUGUGGGAUGUUGCCAAAGCAUAAUGAGAGUAGAGGCUAUGAGUCUGAUCUCUACAAAAGAACUUGCAUGUGCUCUUUUCUUGGUUGUGACUCUGUACAAAACUGGAUGAGGUUGGAUGAUGAGUUGUUCAUUGAUUCUUUGGAAACCUGCAAACCAAAUAAACAACCAAGGGCUGGUGGUGGGUUGGUCGAAGCUGCAGCUUCAGUAGAGAUUGCUCAACUCCUCUCCUUGGAUCUCGGUAUAGCAAGCUUGAGUAGCUACUCUUUCGGGACUUCCUUGUCAGAACUGAUCUUGCAAAUCUAA